Messenger RNA from Cylindrotheca closterium, 2751 nucleotides. The record is from the annotation of a GenBank genome assembly. Lineage: Eukaryota; Bacillariophyta; Bacillariophyceae; Bacillariales; Bacillariaceae.
AUGCAGGCUUUGGAGAUGGAAAGCGUCAGCCUCAUCAACUCGCGAAAUCAAAAGAAGCUAGGAAAGCAAGGUUCCACUGGCGAUGACGUAAUUCUGGCUGCAGCAAUGCGGAAAAACUUCAUGACCAAAGUCAUGGUCGUUGCCGUCUUGGCCAUUCUGGCUCUAUUCUACGUAGCGUCCGCUGACGACGCUCCCAAACCAAUUCAGGAUGUGAGUAAAGUGGGGGGUGAUGGCAUUGACGAAAAUCCGGCAGUCGUCGGGACACCUGCCGAAACCCCAGUUGCACCACCAGUACCCCUUCCACCACCAACUGAAACUCCAGUGGCAGCUACGACUGAUGCUCCAGUGGCGGCUAUUACUGAUGCUCCCGUCGAAAGUCCUAUGGAAGCACCCGUGGAAACUCCCGCAGAAGACAAGGCAACCGACUCACCAACAGCUGCUCCCGUAGAAGACGAAAAGCCUGCUCCAGCUGCCACUGCCAAGGCUGGGAAGAAAUUGUUUGCAGAUGGGGAAUACAUGUACCGCAAUUUUGCCGAAGUCAAGCCUCUGAUCGAUCAUCCACUGCCAGAUGAUGAGACUAGAGAAAAGAUCGAAGAACAAUAUGGUAAAUGGGGUUUCUUUGAUGGCGACGAAGACAAUCGACCAACCAAUGACUAUUUGGCCCCCUUUCCAAAUCGUGACAUGCCUGGUGACGAGAUGCCCGAAGAUGCCUGGCAAGUGGAUGCCGUCUUUGUCAAUCACUACUUGGAUGCAGCCAACAAUAUGCUUUCCAAAGCCGUCGAAGCCAUUUAUGAAGAACUUGGUCAUCCCAAGCCUCCUGAUACAGAUGGCCAAAUUGCUCGCAAGAAAAUGUUGCAUUGGUCCAAAGUUGAUCUUUCCGGAGUAUCUGGGCCACCACCAAAGUAUGCCAAGAAAGGAGACCGGGGUGAUGGAGGUUGGACUACGGAACGAAGUUUUGAUGGUCUGGUUCUUCGUCUUUUGCAUGCCAUGAUGACCUCGGAUACCUUUACCGUUGUGAUGGGCGGACACUCGGCUGCGGCUGGACAAGGAAAUCACUUUCGACAAAGUUACAUGAUGCAAUUUCACAAGGUCUUGGAACCUAUCUUUGCUCGCCUUGGUGUCAAAUUGAUUACUAGAAAUGUCGGAAUGGGAGGACUUGGUACCGUUCAUAACGGGCUUGGUUCAGGUUCAAUCUACGGUGACGAAGUUGACCUUUUGAUUUGGGAUUCUGGCAUGACCGAGGGACAAAGUGGGGCACAUGUGGAUAUCUUUUUGCGACAAGGUUUGAUUGGCGGUAAUCGUGUCCCAGUGGUUUGGGGCGGUAACUUUGAUUUGUUGAAAAUGCUCCACGAAGAAGCCGAUGCGGAUGUUGGAGAAUUCGGUUGGGGCACAGAUGCACUCCUUGAAGCAACUAGCCAAGAAGAAUUUGAUGCCCUUCCCUAUUCGCAAAAAGGAAUGAAAUGUGAGGACACCGUCAAGAGUUUGUGCGAUGCCGAACCUCGAUUCUGUGCCAAAUGCUGGAUCGAUCGUGAAGACGGAAUCAAACCAGAAAAGAACCAGAUUCCCAAGCCAAAGGGACAAGUCAAUUGGCAUCCUGGAUGGAGAAUGCAUCAACUUAUUGGAAGAACUAUGGCCAUGGGAGUUCUCAGUGCAUUGCAAGCAGCCGUCAACAAGUGGAACGAGAAUGUCAUGGGUGGCCCUCCUCUUGCCGAUGAAUACUGGCAUGUAACCGACUACUAUGAUAAUAUUCGGGAAAAGGUCAAAAAUCUUGACAAGGCACUUGGUGAAUGCUACAAGGACGAAAAUUUGCCUGAUCGUGUCUGCAACACGCCGAUGAAGGCUCGUACACAGUACACACCCAGAGCAAAUCCUGAAGAGACCAGUCUGACCAGCAUCAUCAAACCAACUGCUGAUGGAUACGUCCCAAAGAAUGAAAAGAAGGCUUUGUACGAAGGACCUGAUGCUCACAACGAAUGCUAUGAUCUACCAGAGGGAGCCAUUGAUAUUUUUGACGUGAUGGUCACGAGAAGAAGAUUGGAUGCUGUACCCACAGGAGAUGUUCCUACGGAAGGUGCGGUGGCGAAGACAGAGGCGGAACCCUUCAAUAUUCACACAGAUCGACAAGUAUCAACUCGAAUGCUUGGUGAUGACGAGGUUGUACCUGGAAAGGGAUGGGAGAUCUGGGGCGAACCACAAGGUUACUGUGACGGAACGUACAAUGCUGUGUGUUCACUGGAAAGUGACAACGAAUGUGCACUCUAUGGCCACCAUGAUGCCCGUGGAGGUAUUAUUGGAAACGAAUUCUCAGGCUGGUUGGUUUUGACGCUGGAAGACUUGAAGGAAGGUCUUAUCAUGAUCAAGCUACAUACAUGGCAUAGUCCGGAUGAGAGUACAAUGACCAAGGAUUGGACCUCCGUGAAUAAUGAGCCUACUGGUCGCAGACUUCGAGAAAGAAAUCUUUCAACUGAGACUGUUCUGAAUGACCAAAGAUCUCUCGGAGUGAGGUCCACCGACACUGUCGAGCUACCAGAUACAUUUGUGUUCGAAUACGCAAUCGAUGGAAAGGUUACCAGCUUGUCCAAGGCUGACUUCCUCGAAAAGAAUCAUCACAUCCAACGAGUAGUAGAAAUCUUGACCUUGCUGGAUGACAAGGAAUUCACAUCAGAACCCAAGGAUGUCGAAGUUGCCAUUCGAAUGAAAGGCUGCGAGCGCGUUUGUACUUUUGCAUUGACGCAUAUCUAUUGGGCAUAA